Fulmarus glacialis (Northern fulmar) is the source of this 720-nucleotide messenger RNA. RefSeq names its product dual specificity phosphatase 4 (gene DUSP4). The transcript has 4 exons. Gene Ontology annotation, biological process: endoderm formation; negative regulation of MAPK cascade; protein dephosphorylation. The record is from RefSeq and is a predicted model, not a curated record. Lineage: Eukaryota; Metazoa; Chordata; Aves; Procellariiformes; Procellariidae. Gene Ontology annotation, molecular function: MAP kinase tyrosine/serine/threonine phosphatase activity; protein tyrosine/threonine phosphatase activity. The coding region runs from base 1 to 720 and encodes 239 amino acids. Gene Ontology annotation, cellular component: nucleus; cytoplasm.
AUGUACCCUGGGAUAACGCUUCGUGCCUCUCUUCUUGCAGGGGGUUAUGAGCGCUUCUCCUCGGAGUACCCUGAAUUCUGUGCAAAAACCAAGUCCCUGAGCAAUGUGUCACCCCCCACCAGCGCCGAGCCCCUGGAUUUGGGCUGCAGUUCCUGUGGGACCCCCCUUCAUGACCAGGGUGGCCCUGUGGAAAUCCUUCCCUUCCUCUACCUUGGCAGCGCCUACCAUGCUCCCAACCACUUCGAGGGGCACUACCAGUACAAGUGUAUCCCCGUGGAGGAUAACCACAAAGCUGACAUCAGCUCCUGGUUCAUGGAGGCAAUAGAGUACAUCGACUCUGUGAAGGAGUGUUGCGGCCGGGUCCUAGUCCACUGCCAGGCUGGUAUCUCCCGCUCAGCCACCAUCUGCUUGGCUUACCUGAUGAUGAAGAAGCGUGUCAAGCUGGAGGAGGCCUUUGAGUUUGUCAAGCAGCGCCGGAGCAUCAUCUCCCCUAACUUCAGCUUCAUGGGGCAGCUGCUGCAGUUUGAGUCGCAGGUGUUGGCCACCUCAUGUGCAGUGGAAGCCGUCAGCCCCUCAGGGACACUGCGGGAGCGAGGAAAGGCCACCUCCACCCCUACCUCCCAGUUUGUCUUCAGCUUCCCAGUCUCUGUCGGUGUCCAUGCCACCCCCAGCAGCCUCCCAUACCUGCACAGCCCCAUCACCACCUCACCCAGCUGUUAG